Molecule: messenger RNA, 2481 nt
Organism: Rhipicephalus microplus (southern cattle tick)
Lineage: Eukaryota; Metazoa; Arthropoda; Arachnida; Ixodida; Ixodidae
Gene: Cbp80
Product: Nuclear cap-binding protein subunit 1
Biological process (GO): mRNA export from nucleus; nuclear-transcribed mRNA catabolic process, nonsense-mediated decay
Cellular component (GO): nucleus; nuclear cap binding complex
Molecular function (GO): RNA cap binding; mRNA binding; protein binding
Source: RefSeq, a predicted model, not a curated record
CUAGCCGGCUAUCAAUCCUCAAUGGCGUCGCUUGUUUCGUUCUCUUGCGUGGACGGACAGUUCUAACUGCCCUCAACAAUUUAAUCGCGAUUGUAGGAAUAAUGAGCCGAAGAAGAGCGUACGAGGACGACGACGAAGAUGAUUUCCGCGUUCGCAAGCGCCGGAGGGUCAGUUCGGAACCCAGAGAAAUAGAGGACCGGUUGAAGUCUUUGAUUGAAAGAGUCGGUGAAAAGAGCACGUCAUCGCUUGAAAGCAACCUGGAAGGAUUGGCCAGUGUGUUGGAUGCAGACCUCCCAAGCUACAAAGGAAACAUAUUAAAUAUAUUGGUAGAAUGUGCCAUUUUCAUGCCAGAGAAGACAACCAUCUACACAACGCUCAUUGGCCUGCUCAAUGCACGUAAUUAUAACUUCGGUGGUGAGCUUGUGGAGCUCUUGGUGAAAAAUUACAAGGAGCGGCUCAGAGAUUGCAAGUUUGAAGAUGCAAGGAUCAUUGUGCGAGUCUUUGCGGACCUCGUCAACUGCCACGUCAUUUCUGUUGGCUCGGUGGUCAGUCUCUUCGAAAGCAUGCUCGAGGUCACCCUUGAGGAAAACAUACCACAGGUUCGCUCUGACUGGUAUGUUUAUGCUGUCCUGACUGCAUUGCCAUGGGUGGGGCGAGAGCUCUAUGAAAAAAAGGACCAAGAAUUGGACAGGCUGAUGCGCCAUAUUGACGACUACAUCAGCAAGCGGCAGAAGAGGCAUGCCCCAGCUUUGCGUGUCUGGCAAGCAGAAGUUCCUCAUGCCCAGGAGGAGGGGCUAGACUGCCUCUGGGCGCAAGUGUCAAAGCUGCGCUCUGAGAAAUGGGUAGAGCGGCAGCUGGUGCGUCCCUACCUGGCAUUUGACGGUGUCCUGUGUGAGGCUCUGCAACACAAUCUGCCGAGCCUGCCCCCACCGCCACACCAACCACAUUACGUCUACCCCUUCCCCAUGGUGGUGUUUCGGCUCUUCGACUACACUGACUGUCCCGAGGGUCCCGUGCUGCCGGGCUCCCAUUCAAUUGAGCGUUUCCUGGGAGAAGAGCAGCUGCUUCACAUCCUGGAACGCAACUACGCAGAUCGUAAAGUCUGUGCUGCACAGCUACUGAGCUACCAAGGCAAGCUUAAGGUGCCUCUAGAGUACAUGAUCAUUGAGGUGAUCUUUGGUGAGUUACUGCGGCUACCCACCUCUAGGCACUUGGAGAUUUGCUACGGUUCACUUCUGUUGGAGCUGUGCAAGCUUCAGCCAAGCAGCUUGCCCCAAGUUCUUGCCCAAGCUGUCGAGCUUCUGUACGAGCAAUUGGACACCAUGAACACCGACUGUUUAGACAGGUUCUGCAGCUGGUUUGCCUAUCACCUGAGCAAUUUCCAGUUUCGGUGGACAUGGGACGACUGGGCCGAAGCCGUCUCCCUGGAUCCUCUCCAUCCCAAAGCUGUUUUCUUGCAGCAAGCAUUACAUCGAUGUCUCAGGUUGUCCUAUCACCAGCGAGUGGUGGAACUUGUUCCAGCCUCAUUUGCCCCCUUCUUGCCUGCAAAACCGGUCCCUGACUACCGUUUCGAGAAGGAAGGAGCAGACGGCCUGCCUGGUGCACCUGUUGCAGCUCGGCUGAGCAGCUGCAUCCGUAGCAAGUGCACACCCGAGGAAGCCCUCGAGGUUCUGGCCGAGUUACCCAACCCGCUGCAGGAGGACGAAGGCAUGGAGCCUGCAUACAACCCCCUAAAGAUACAAAUAUUUGUGGAGACCUUGUUAUACAUCGCAAGCAAAUCCUUCUCGCACUCGUUUGCAGGCAUUGCCAAAUUUCAUUAUGUGUUCAAGACAUUGGCAUCUACAGAGGAGGCUCAAAUAUGUGUUUUGCGUAGUACAUAUGACCUCUGGCACAACCACCAGCAGAUGAUGAUUGGCCUUGUAGACAAGUACUUGAAGACACAAAUUGUUGAAUGUUCUGCCGUGGCUAAUUGGGUCUUCUCCAAAGAUCUCGCACCCGACUUCAUGAGGCCUUAUGUUUGGGAGAUCCUACAUCUCACUAUACGAAAAAUGAUCAAGCACGUCAGGAAGUUGGAGCUGGAACUGGAGGAAGCAAAAAACAAGCUCAGCAAGGUUGACCCAGAUGACAAAGACCAUCCUACAGAGGAGAUGAUUGAGCGGAUGGAGGAGAAGCUGGAAGCCACUCAAAGUGACCUCAAGAACCUCUUUCUCAUCAUAUUUCAAAGGUUCAUCAUGACAUUGACCGAGCACAUCGGCCAGUGUGAGGUGGAAGGCACAAACUUCCAGACCUACUGGUUUCGGUGGACACUGGGUCGCUUGCAAGAAGUAUUUUUUCAGCACCAUGAACAUGUGUUCAAGUAUGUGACCACACUGGAAUCACUUUUGUUCACCAGCGACAUCGACCCUCAUGUGCUGGAAGUGUUCCAGCAGUUUGCAGCAUUACGUGCAUAAGCGAUUCAUUAAAUAACCAUCUUCACAGUUG